Paramecium pentaurelia is the source of this 665-nucleotide messenger RNA. NCBI's taxonomy places the organism in Eukaryota, Ciliophora, Oligohymenophorea, Peniculida, Parameciidae. The record is from the annotation of a GenBank genome assembly.
AUGGAUGAACCAUAAGUAGUAAAAAUAAUUGUAGUUGGAGAGUCAUAUGCUGGAAAGACAUCAUUGUUAUAGUAAUAUUGUUUUAAUGAGUUUGAUCAUAAUCAUAGUGCAACAAUUGGUUGUGAUUUCACUUUAAAGUGGAUUACAAAAAAUGGAACAAAAUUGAAGUUAUAAAUAUGGGAUGUGGCUGGUAAUAAUUAAAUUAAAUUCAAAGGAUAAGAGAGAUUUUAAAAUUUAUCUAAAAUGUUUAUAAGAUAAGCAAAAGGUUGUUUAAUUAUGUGUGACAUCACAAAUAAGAAAUCUUUGGAAGCCGCUUUGUCUUGGCGUAAUGUUGUUAAAGAUAUUGCUGAUGAAGUUCCUAUAUUCUUAAUUCAAAAUAAAACAGACUUAUUAUAAGGAGAGAGAGAAGAAUACUAAACAGAAGAAUAUUUAAAUCAAUUUGCAUAAUAACAUAAUUUUACUCGUAGUUAUUAAAUAAGUGUUAAAUUGAAUGACAAAGUAGAUUUGAUAUUUUAUGAGCUUGUGGAAUCAAUGAUAGAGAAAGGAGUCAUUAAAUUAGAAGAAAGUAUAAUAAAAAGGUAUUAAUUUAUUAAAAUGAAAGUUCUUUUGUUAUUAAAAAUGAUAAUAAUGAUAGAAAUAAAGCAAAGAAAAAAGAAUGUUGUUGA